This is a messenger RNA of Theileria annulata, 729 nucleotides long. RefSeq lists its product as uncharacterized. Bases 1 to 729 code for a protein of 242 amino acids. The transcript has 4 exons. NCBI's taxonomy places the organism in Eukaryota, Apicomplexa, Aconoidasida, Piroplasmida, Theileriidae. The record is from RefSeq and is a predicted model, not a curated record.
AUGAGUUUACUUAUAAAAUGUUUCUUUCCACCCUCUAAAUAUUAUGCUUGUACAGGAUUCCAUCUAAUGGAAUCAAAUUUAUUUGUACUAACCCAAACUAUGGGCAAAAAGAAGAGAAGGAAGGUUGAGAGGGUCGUCAAGACUCCAGAACAAAUCGAAACAUCUUCCAGUAAUAUUAUUCGUCGACAAGAUAUGGUUGGGACACCGGAAACUCCCGAGUCCAUUUCUAAAACCAUAAAGGGUCAACUAAACUUAAUUUCUAAGGGCUACAUAACUAGAAAACACAUCGCAAGAUUCCGCAAAUACAAGGUUUGUUUACAACGUUUUAUUUUUAAGGCUUUACGAGAACUGGGCAAAACACACGAUUCUCCGAGAUCUCUCAAGAGCUCCUUCGUAACACCUCUUACUAGACUACAGCAUGAAUCUGAGCUCCCCAAAACUUUGAACCACACCAGGCACGAAUUUCCUCACACUUUACACUACAAGGUAGAUUGGUACGGGUCAUCUACCCCUUGUCCUUAUCCUCCUGAUAAUCGGUGUUACGUUUCAUUUAACUUUAAGGACUUGAAUCUAUCAUACAAGCAACUUGAAGGUUUGAAGGAGAUCCUAGGACCGAAAAGAUACGAUUUGAAGAGUGGAAUUUGUGUUUUGGAGUCGGAUUUGUUUGACAACUUGAACCAAAACGCAUCUUACCUAGGUAAACACAUAGCGUGUAUUAAUUUUAGGUGA